AGCUUGCAAGAGAGAUUGAAUCCACUGCUAUGAGCUCUGCUCAGGCCAAGAAAGAAAAGGAGAUGGCUCAACGUAGGGCGCAGGAGAAGAAGGCCGCAGAGUUUGCUAAGCAAGAAGCCAUGGCCAUGCUGAAGUCUCAAGUUCAACAGAAGGUUCCAUUCGGAGUUGAUCCUAAGUCUGUUCUCUGUGUGCUGUUCAGAGACGGUAAGUGCCCAAGGGGUGCCAAGUGCAAGUUCUCGCAUGAUAUGGAUGUUGGUAAGAAGGCCACGAAGAAGGACCUGUACACAGACGAUAGAAAACAGAAAGAAGCCGAUACUAUGGAUAACUGGGAUGAAGAAAAACUGCGUUCUGUUAUCACCUCCAAGCACGGCAAUGCACAGACCACCACUGAUAAGGUGUGUAAGUUCUUCAUCGAGGCUGUGGAGAAUGAAAAGUACGGUUGGUUCUGGGUUUGUCCAAACGGGGGUAAUGAGUGUAAAUAUAGACACUCUUUGCCUGAAGGGUUCGUACUGAAGACCAAAGAGCAGAAGAGACUGGAAAAGAUGGCAUUGGAAAACCAACCAAAAAUCACUCUUGAAGAGUUUAUCGAGACUGAGAGACAUAAAUUACCAAAAACCGGCCUUACACCUGUCACAAUUGAAUCUUUCAACAAGUGGAAAUUGGAUAACAAGAUCAAGAAGGAGAACGAUAAGAAGAAAGAGAAGACCAAACUUACAGGUAGAGAGAUCUUUGAGCAGAAGUUCCUCAACAAGACCUUUAACCAAGAUGAAGAAGACGAAGGUGAAGAUGCCUUCGACAUGUCUGAGUUUAAAAAGGCUUUGGAACCUGAAGAUGAAAACAUCAAAGAUUAUGGUGAUGGUUCAAACGUUACAUUCGAGAUGCUGAAGGCCAAGGAUGAAGAAAAGUCCUUAGAGAAGAUUCCAGAGGAUGCUCCAGUGGAUGUCCCAGAGCAGAAAACACAAUCUGCCCAACCCGAGCAAGAGGAGGAGAAACCAGAAAAGGUUGAACAAGAACAAAUUAAUCCAGAGGUUGUGGAAACAUCUGCUUAGGUUUGCAUUUAGCAUUUCUUCCCUCUCAUUGUUCUUAUCAUACAUUGUGAUGAAUCUUCUUUGUAAUGAAGUCCAACGUUGGGAAAGUACUAUGAUUCUUACACCAAGAGGAAUAAAUAGUAACCAUACACACUUAAACAAUUCUUCAUCAAUGCUCAUUUUCCUGUACACUAAUAACAUGAUAUCAUA
This is a messenger RNA of Williopsis jadinii, 1238 nucleotides long. It is a transcript of the gene TMA46, whose product is annotated as translation machinery-associated protein TMA46. Gene Ontology annotation, biological process: cytoplasmic translation. Gene Ontology annotation, cellular component: cytosol. The record is from RefSeq and is a predicted model, not a curated record. Gene Ontology annotation, molecular function: mRNA binding; metal ion binding. The transcript has a single exon. NCBI's taxonomy places the organism in Eukaryota, Fungi, Ascomycota, Saccharomycetes, Phaffomycetales, Wickerhamomycetaceae. The coding region runs from base 30 to 1049 and encodes 339 amino acids.